AUGGCGACCAAGAAGCCAAGUGGGUUUUGCAACGAUGUUAACACAUUUUUGUGGUAAGUUGACAUACACACAAAACCUCUAAAGCGUCGGUAGUUGGAUGAAAAUAAUUUUAAAUCAGUCCUACGUUGGCUCUACGUUUAUACUCCUAGUAUAUGCAUGUAAUUAUGCCGGCCCUGGCUAACUUUCGCUCCGGCGCGAAGCAUCUUGCCUUUGCAAAAGGCUUGCGUUUAAAAAUUUUAAAAAAGAAGACUUAAAUAUUGUUUAGCCUCGGAUAGAAAAAAAAAUUAGACUUUAUUUCCUACCAAAAGUAGGAAACUCGCCUCAUACUAGAUAUUUAUACACAUUUACCUGAAGUAUAUAGCUAUCAGUUCUGCCUCCAAGCUGCAUGUAGAUGUCUUUUGGUUUUUUACUAAUACUCACACCAUCCCAAAUCGCUUUUUCAAAGCUGAAUAAAAGCAUGCCGUUUAAUAAUAUUCACACAAGAAUAUAAAUGCCCAAUCAAUUUAAGCAUCAAACAUGUAUAAAGAUUCCACUGAAAAAUGCCUUUCCAUCGGCGUACUUGUGCAUUGAAAAAAACAUUCAACAAAAGGUCCAAACGUUUUUACAAUCCAUUUUUUCACAAACGGUUAACCUAAACAAAAGAAAAAAGUUAAGAUUAAACUUAAAAAACCCACACAAUGCUGAUAUAAAGAAGUUAUUUUUGCAAGUCAAUGAUCGAAUCCAUGAAACUUUAAAAAACAUGACUAAAAUAUCUUUAAACAAGAAAAGUAUUCGUAAAAACAACAACAAUCGAUCUUACCCUAUCACCUUUGUAGUUUGUAAUGUUUUUCAACCCGAAAAUAAUCGUUUCAUUUCAAAAAAAUCUCCAAAAGUCGAACAACUGUAAAAAGCUUGAAAGCGUGCUUCCCAAUAGUUCAAAAAGAAUGCUCAGUUCGAUAUGCGCACGCAUGUGUCAUAAUUAAUAUUCAAUUUUUGCACUUCUGGAACAUAUGAAUUAUCUGUCAUAGUCUAUUUGCCUUGGAAUGCCGCGAACACAAAAAUCAAAAGCUUUUCCCCACAUUUUUCUAUUAAUUAUUACAAAAUAAAAAAACAAGAUUAGCAUGUUGCUGUCAUCUGCAGAACAUUUUGUACCUCGACCUAACCCCCCCUCCCCCCCCCCCUUGAUGGUGAUUGAGUACCUACCAAAUUUGGAGAUAUUUUGUUCUACUUAAAUACCAACUUGAUUAGCCGUAUGUCAAUGUUUCAUGAACACAGAUUUAUGUGCUAUAUGCAUAUCCCUUUACAAGUGCCGACAGCAGGUGACUAAUUUACGGUAAUAAGUAAUUUUCAUAUACCUUUUUUUCAGGAUAAUUUCGAACUAUAAGUAUUGCAUAAAUGAGAUUGUGCCUAUAAAUGAUAUAUUGGAUGCCGCUUUAGAGGAAGAAGUAAAUUUGAACGCGAUCUCGUUAGGAAUGCUAAUUCAAGAUGUUUGGGAAGGAAAAGUAAAAAAACAAAAGAGGGAUCACGGUUCCAGGUUUUUAAACUUAAAGAAGCGUUCGAUGAACGGAAUACAUAGAAAUAAUACCACAAUUCACAAACUAAACGAUACAACAAUUGAAAACAUCCGUUUACUUUGUGGUGAUCGACCUGGUUGGAUUCUCAAUUCCUCCCUCGCCUCCACGAAAUCAGUUACAUUGACGCAUCUUCUAAAUCCUGAUCGUAAUGAAGGCGUCACUAUUGAUGGGCACCAUCUUACAUUGGAACUGAAAAUAGAUAUGACAACAACACCCACAAUCACCAUCAGCACAUGUGGUAAAGAAGUAUCCCUUAGCCAAAUCAAAGGAGUAAGUAUUACCAAAAUUACUCUACAGUCAAUAGACGAGGCAAUUUGUCUUCUCGAAAAUGCAUCGCCAUGCAUAGGACAUGCCAUAUGCUCCGACGAUGAAAGUGAAUAUCUUAAAUUGGAAGUCGCAGGAUCAAAUGCUGUGACCGUCAGAUCAGAAAAUUUGGAAUGUCACAAGAGAUUAGUUUCCACAUCCUGCUUGUUAUUUCGAUUUCGUAGCAAAUCGUGUAACAAUUGUUUGUAUAUCGCAAAGCUCUAUCGAAAUAGAUCCAAUAAACGAAAUUUGGCAUCAUCAUCCACCCACUACUUUCCACCCGAAAAGUGUAAUUUACGAUUCCUGGAUCAAGAAGGUCUUGAAAGAAAGAUUAAAAUGCAACGACAAAUUCUAAAGAACGAGUCGAAGAGGGAAUCUCGAAAUGAAAUAGAAUUGAUCGAGUUGAUAGAGGAAGAUAACUCGGAUCUAAUGGAAAUCGUAGAAUCCACUAAUAUAGCAGAUGUUCCACCCAACCUUAAACUGCUUUGGGAACAACAAAUGAAGCAGCUGUCUAUGAAAUCCUCAAAUGGUUACAGAUGGGACCCAAGGUGCUGAUGGCUAUUUAUUGUUAAAAUGGUGGCACUUAAUAUUUAGUAAGAAUUAAUUGUAUAAAAAAAAUGUUCUUAUAAAAUUGCUAACAUAAUAUUUUUCGUUUAAAAUUUGCUAUAGGAUCAUACGAUUCGUUCUGGAUGUUUAUUGUAAGAAUCCUAAAGCAUUGGGUGCAAUGCGUGAGUUCCUUGUUCUUCCAAGCAAUCGUUUGAUUAGGUUUGUGUAGCCUGUGAUUAUGCAUUUCAAUUCAAAAAAUAUAUGCUGAGUCCGAGAUAAAUAAUUUAUUUUGCAGAUAUUAUAAAAACUCUGUUAGCCAAGAAGAAGGGUGGAAUGAGGAAGUAAUUUCCUGGUGCGUGAAAGAAGCGAAGCGGCAAAAUCUUAGACCAGAAGAAUAUUGGGGCGGACUUAUUUUGGAUGAAAUGAAAAUUCAGGUACACACAUGCAUUUUAAUACGCGGUUAAGAAAAUGAUCAUUGUUUAAUAGAGACCUUAAGAUUGACGUUUACGGCAAACGUCAAACCGCUAGCGAAGUUUUUGAUUUUACAACUCUAUUAUAAUAGCUUUUACACCAGUUUUGAAAUAUGUUAAAUUUAUUAAACUUGUGCUCUUUAGCAAUGAUUUAAGAAAGCUAAUUAACCACUAGUCAUGCCAUUCACCAAAGCAGCAAAUUAAGAUUUGGCGUUUGAAGUUGGCGUUUGGCGUAUAGAUUUCAUGCUUGAACUGCUACGAGGGCUUGUAGUCGUUAAAGCAUGAAAUUUAUACUUCAAACGUCAACUUCAAACGCCAAAUCUUAAUUUACUGCUUUGGUGAAUGGCGUGACUAGUGGUUAAUUUUCUUUCUUAAAUCAUUGCUAAAGAGCAGAAGUUUAAUCAGUUUAACAUAUUUCAAAACUGGUGUAAAAGCUACAAUAAUAGAGCUGUAAAAUCAAAAACUUCGCUAGCGGUUUGACGUUUGCCGUAAACGUCAAUCUUAAGGUCUCUAAUAUUCUCAAACUACUGUACAAAUGAUAGUAACUGACUGUAAGGGAUUCAAAAUAAAAACACUACAAUUUUUUUAUAUAUUAGGAAGAUCUUCAAAUGACUGUAAAAGGAGGAAAGCAUCAGCUAACAGGAAUGGUAUCACUUGGAGGAUUUUACAACAGCAUGAAAAAGAUCGAGUCGCGUACGUAAGUCAAAGUAAUCCUCUACUUUGAAUAUACAUCAUCCAAAUAUGAUAUUAUUUUCUUUUAUAGAAGACAAUUCUAAAGUUUCGAUAGCAACGCAUCUAGUGCAAUUUGUGUUUCUCAGUGAUGGUGGGUCUCGAUUUCCAAUCGCUCAUUUCCCAACAGCUCAAUGUCCAGCAUCAGUGUUAUAUCUGAAGUUUUGGGAAGGCGUAUUACAGAUGAGAAGAGCAGGAUUUACGUAGGGCCUUUAAUUUGUUCGUAAUCAGAAAUGCCUAAACACUUACAUUAAUGUGAAUGUUUAGUUGUAAAACAGUAUAUUAUACUUUUGUCUAGAAUCUACUUUGCUUUAUGUGACGGGGGAGAUGCUAACAGGCAGUUUUUCAAAAUGUAUUUUUCUAACUGUCAUCCUUGCGAUUUGCAUUUCAUUGGAUACAAUAUGAUGACUGAGGAUCCAAUGGUAUUCAUAAUGGAUUGUAAGGUAUUAGCAUUCACAUUUUUCACAUUUUUACAGCACAAUUUCGGGAGAGGAGAGAAAUUUAAAACAGUAUUCUGUUGUGUGACAAAUAUAAUUAGCUGCGUAUACGUUUUACGUCUAAAUAAGUGAGAUGUAUGUUUUACUUCUACUUGAAGCCCAUCCUUCGUAAGGAGCCGAAUAAAGUCAUUCUACACGUAGGAACUAACGAUUUAAAACAUCUAUCUGCUAAGAGAGUGGCUGAAGGGAUUGCAAAUCUCGCAACCCAAAUCGAAGAAGAUUCCCCAGCAACCAGCAUUGUGAUCUCUAGUAUAUUACCACGAUCAGAUAAAUCUGAACUAUCGGCAAAAGCAACAGAAGCUAACAAGCUUAUUAAAGCAAUAUGCUCUAAAAAUCAAUGGGCAUUUAUUGAUCAUAAAUCGGUUAAUUUGUCUUGUCUAAACACAAGGGAAUUGCACCUUAAUCGUAAAGGAACUUCUAUUGUAGCAAAGAACAUUUCUAAGUACAUUAAUUCCUGUUAG
Messenger RNA from Paramuricea clavata, 4559 nucleotides. NCBI's taxonomy places the organism in Eukaryota, Metazoa, Cnidaria, Anthozoa, Malacalcyonacea, Plexauridae. The record is from the annotation of a GenBank genome assembly.